Corythoichthys intestinalis (scribbled pipefish) is the source of this 3027-nucleotide messenger RNA. It is a transcript of the gene nampt2, whose product is annotated as nicotinamide phosphoribosyltransferase 2. Lineage: Eukaryota; Metazoa; Chordata; Actinopteri; Syngnathiformes; Syngnathidae. The coding region runs from base 263 to 1744 and encodes 493 amino acids. The record is from RefSeq and is a predicted model, not a curated record. Gene Ontology annotation, biological process: NAD+ biosynthetic process. The transcript has 11 exons. Gene Ontology annotation, molecular function: nicotinamide phosphoribosyltransferase activity.
GUGUGGCCAUGCGAAUAGCGAACAGAACACCGCCCCUUUACACACAAAAUGACUUCUGCGUGGAUCAAUUCACGCGCGAUUUGACUACAAAGUCGCUAAUGUUGGGAGAAAUUCUCCAUUUGAAAUUACUGGUGUUCGAUCCCCAAGGCCGAUUUUCAUUGCAGCUUUUCGCUUCAGCGCUUUGUUACAUCAGGUGAUCGUUCUAUGUCGAGGUCACUGAUAACCUAGUGACAUUUACGUUGGUUCAUUCAUCAUCACAACAAUGGCAGCACACGACUUCAAUUUUUUGCUUGCGACGGAUUCGUAUAAGAUAACACACUACAAACAGUAUCCUCCCAACAUCAGCAAAAUCUACUCCUACUUUGAAUGUCGUCGCAAGAAAGGCUCCCAGUUCAGCGAAGUGGUGUUUUUUGGCCUCCAGUAUUUGUUGAAGAAGUAUCUGACAGGACAAGUGAUUACAGAGGAGAAGAUUCAAGAAGCAAAGCUAUUCUACCAGUUACACUUCAAACAGGCUGUAUUUGAUGAAGAGGGCUGGAGAAAGGUUCUUGAGAAACACGAUGGCCGUCUUCCUAUUCGUAUAAAAGCUGUGCCUGAGGGCAAGAUCAUACCCAGAGGCAAUGUACUCUUCACUGUGGAAAAUACAGACCCUAGCUUCUACUGGCUAACUAACUACAUUGAGACCAUGCUGGUCCAGAUGUGGUAUCCCAUUACUGUGGCGACCAUAUCCAGAGAGUUUAAGAAGAUCCUAGCGAAACACCUAAAGGCCACUUCAGGAAGCCUUGAGGGUCUUGAACUGAAAUUGCACGACUUUGGCUACAGAGGAGUCUCUUCACAAGAGUCUGCAGCUCUAGGUGGAGCAGCUCAUCUGGUGAAUUUCUGCAGUAGUGACACAGUAGCAGGUCUUCUAAUGGCUCAGCGAUAUUAUGCAUGCCAAAUGGCUGGCUUCUCCAUUCCCGCUGCUGAGCACAGUACGAUCAUCUCCUGGGGGAAAAGUAGAGAGAAGGAUGCAUUUGAGCGAGUGUUGGAUGAGUUCUCUUCUGGGCCCGUAUCUGUAGUCAGUGACAGCUAUGACAUCUUCAAUGCGUGCAAACAUAUCUGGGGAGACAAACUGAAGGAGCGAGUCAUGGAACGUGGCCAGGACUCCUUUCUUGUUAUUCGGCCGGACUCCGGAGACCCAGCUGAAACUCUUAUUGAGGUCAUCAAGAUUUUGGAGGAUUGUUUUGGUUGUUCUCUGAACUCUAUGGGAUACAAAGUGCUGCCUUCAUACCUACGAAUAAUUCAAGGGGAUGGAAUUGACCUCAGAUCAGUAGAUGAGAUUCUUCACAAACUGACUGAUGAAGGCUGGAGUGCAGAGAACGUUUUCUUUGGUUGUGGCAGUUCUUUGCUCCAGAAGCUCAACAGAGAUACUCUCUCUUGUGCCUUCAAGUGCAGCUACGUGGAGACGAAUGGCAAGGGGAUGGACGUCUACAAGCUGCCAGUGACGGACCCAUCUAAGGGGUCAAAGAGAGGUCGUCUAUCACUGAGAAGGAAUUCUGAUGGGCUCUUGGAGACUGUAGAAAGGGGGGCCGGCAAACCAGAGGAGGAUCUGUUAGUGACUGUGUUUGAGAAUGGAUGCCUUCUGCAGAAUUACUCCCUGGAGGAAAUCCGGAAGAAUGCCAGAUUAUGGGAUGAAGAAGUGACUCCUACCACACACAACCACAAAGAGGAGCUGCUGCACAAGCACAUCAUCAAUGGCAUCCAUUAGAUACAUUUUCUAAACCACUUCUGUCUCUAUCACUGUGUAGAUUUGGAAGCCUAAUUUUCCUAAAGUUGGAGAAGGCAAGGCUUUUAUUUGGUUGGUUAUGUGUUUUAAAUGCGCCAAGAGCUGCAGAUGGCAAAUGAAACACAGAGAGUAGUAACUCUAGCAAGCUACUGUGGACACUUUUGCUUAGGACGAUGGACUCCCUUCACGCUCUUUGUGACAGCACCAUCAUGGGCUUAAUGACAACAAUUUAAGCUCAGGGCAGCAACAUUCGUAAAGUUGUUGUUUUUAAUCCCCCCUGAAGUAUGCAAUUCACUGUGGUGUGUGUCGGAGGGGACAAGUGUUCUUAAAGCGCAUGCAAUAUACCUAAAUCUAUACUCUUACAAAUGUUUUUUUAGGUCGUUGUAUUUGUCUUAUCAAGUAAUUGAAUUUGAAGCAGCGUUUUAGACCAAAACAAUGCAAAUACAUUCAGUGUCUAGUUUGAAGCUGUUAAUGGUACUGACUACAAUUGUAGUGCUACGUGAAGGAGUCGCAAAGUGUACUUUUUUUUUUAAAAAGAAAUAUUUAAAGGUCGUGUCAACACAAUUUUUAAAGCGACUAUUGUCUGGCAGGUCACGAAGAAUUCACAGGAUAAUAUCGCAGCUGUUGGGUGAAAUACAAUUUUUUUUUUUUUUUUUUUUUUUUUUUUUUUUUUUGCAGGUUGUCAGUUUGACACCCCUGAUCUAAAUGGUCAAAUACGUAACAGAAUGAAGAAAAAUGUGGAGUUUUAUAACUUCGCAAACAUUCAAGACUGUUCUCUAUUUGUUUCCAAGCUAUUUUUAACAUUUAAAUGAGUUCAUAUUGUGUGAAAAUAAAGUAAGGAAAAAUCAAUAGUAGUGACUUCUGGGGAAAAAAGUGAAAUUUACAGUGUUUGGACAUUUUGGAUUUCUGCCUGACAGUGACAAAUGUGCAUCAAACACUUAUUGUAUAAAAAUACAAAUAGACUAUCAGUUGUAGAGGUAGGUGGCUAAUUCCUUGAUCAACUAAUCCAGUAUGAAGUUUAUAUACUGUAUUUUUUAUUACAAUGAUAAAUUAAUCACAAACAUCAGUUUACAUAUAUCUGAGCAGGGAGCAUUUCUCCUCUACAUUGAGCAAAGCUUUGCUGUUGUACUGCAGCUUGUUUAUCAUGAACACUUACCUCACAUCAUGUCAGAUAUGUUAGAAUUCUCUGUGCACAAAUGGAUAUAUCUUGGUUAAAGUCAUCUCAUCUAGCAAUGCUAUUAAAAUGACAUUGUUGUAUACUCUCA